CAAGUGCAGACUGCGGGCGGCUAAAGCUAGAGCUAAACGCGCGUAAAUUCCGUUGCUGUCAAGUGAGUUUCUUUUUAAGGUCAUAAAAAUCGUCUGCUACAGAAAACUCGUAAUUCGCUUCGAUCUCUGCACGAGCCAUCAGCCAUGCAAUCGUCUAGUGUCGCUCACGUCACUCGAUCGUUUGUUUACGCAUGUGAGUGAUCUAAAGUAACGCGUGCUGUAAUAAAAACUCGUUCGUAUCACCUUGAGCUUGGAGCGCGCAUAUGAUAAGUUAUAGUUAUUUCCUAUCGAUUUUAUCCGUUUAAAAAUCACUGUGAAUAUUUAAUUAGAGUCAUAAUGCGAAGAGAUUUUGAGGCGUCAGUUGGAAAUGAAUAAUUUAAUGCGAACAUAUGAAGCAUUAUUGUAUAUCAUUUCAUCAUUUUAACUAGUAGCAACAGUUCACAUAAGGCUUUUAAAUCAGAGAAUUCAGUUCCAGUAUCAAACUUACUUCAUUGUAAAAGAAGGAGCACAAUGUUAGCUAGGCAUAUAAGAAGCUUUGGAGCUAGAACAUGUGGUUAUAUAGUUUCAAGUAAAAGAAUACAACAAAAUACUUGUCGAAAUAACUUUACUUCAGUACAAGUUGAUGUGCCUUGGGGAAAAAUUGAUGGAAAAUUAUGGGGUUCUGGUAACAAACAGCCUAUUCUCGCAGUACACGGAUGGAUGGAUAAUGCUGGUAGCUUUGAUCAUAUAGCUCCAUUGAUAGAAAAUCAUCCAAUUUUGGCAAUUGAUUUACCUGGCCAUGGUAAAUCUAGUUGGCUCCCUCGUGGUAUUCCAUACGAUGACAAAAUUUAUAUGAUAGCUCUUAGGACAAUUAUCAAAAAGUUUGGUUGGAGUAAAGUUAAAUUAUUGGGGCACUCAAUGGGUGGAGUCAUGUGUUUUAAUUAUUCGAGACUAUUUCCAGAAGAAGUUCAAUUUGUAGUAGCUCUAGAUAUUCUUGCUUUCUUAAGCAUGAGUCAAGCACAGCAAACUCGACUAUUGGCUUAUGGAAUAGAUAAAUUGAUGGAAUUUGAAAAAAAAAUGACCAGCAAACCACCUACGUAUACAGAAAAUGAAAUCAUUGUUAAUUGGAUUAAGAAAUCUCAAUUUCAAUCAUUGGAUGAACCUGCUGUAAGAAGUUUAAUGAAAAGGGGGUGUGAAAAAACAGAAGAGGGCCAAUUAUUCUAUACUCGUGAUUUUCGUUUAAGUAUACCUGGAUUUGGCCCGACUUAUUCACGAGAAAAUUGUAUGGAAAUGGCUAAAAGUAUUACGAGUCCUUAUAUGGUUGUUAGAGCAGCGGAUGGUCCAUUCACAAAAGAUACAUAUUGGACAAUAAUAGGAGAUGUUCUAAAAAAAUCUAGUCAGGAUUUCCAGUAUGUGAAAGUUGAAGGUACUCAUCAUUUUCAUAUGACUAAUGCCAAAGAGGUAGCUGCUGCAAUAAAUCCAUUUUUAGAUAAACAUAAUAUUAGUUAGCCAAUGGAUACUUUUUUAAUUGUAAAGUAAUUUCCUCAUAUUAGUUGAAAUAUGUUAUUAUUUGUAAUAAAAUGAUAUGAAGUAUUCAAAAACUAUGAAAAAGUAUUUGCUGAGAAACAUUUUUAAUAA
Messenger RNA from Trichogramma pretiosum, 1617 nucleotides. Its product is annotated as probable serine hydrolase. The coding region runs from base 511 to 1488 and encodes 325 amino acids. The record is from RefSeq and is a predicted model, not a curated record. The transcript has 4 exons. Lineage: Eukaryota; Metazoa; Arthropoda; Insecta; Hymenoptera; Trichogrammatidae.